Daucus carota subsp. sativus is the source of this 1139-nucleotide messenger RNA. Its product is annotated as protein MIZU-KUSSEI 1. The transcript has a single exon. NCBI's taxonomy places the organism in Eukaryota, Viridiplantae, Streptophyta, Magnoliopsida, Apiales, Apiaceae. Gene Ontology annotation, biological process: hydrotropism. The record is from RefSeq and is a predicted model, not a curated record. The coding region runs from base 163 to 942 and encodes 259 amino acids.
AUCAAGGAACACAAUAAUCAAAAGCUCUAAAGCUCAAUAGCCUGCUCUACACAAACCUCCAUCGUCUACCUUUUUAUAUUUAUUCCAUUCCCUAGCUUCCAACACCAUCAUCAUAUCACUCACUUUCACAAACAAACACACACACACACACUAAAUAUCAUAAUGAAGCUAGAACUUCCAAGAACAAGCAGCUGCAACAGCACCACCACAACAAAAAUCAUCCCUACCACCUACAUGAGAUCCACUUCCUACAAACCUGAUCCUAACCACCUCACCGCCAAUACCAACACCUCCGUCGUCCUCCACCGCAGCUCGAAGCCUCGGUUAGUCAUCUCCGCCUUCUUCCGAUCACUCAUCAACCUCAUCUCCUUCCCCAUGAUCCUCCCCACUUGCCGCUGGCUAACACUCCCAUCCAACCUCUCCAUAACUCCAACUCUAGGCCGCAAAGUCACCGGAACCCUAUUUGGGAACCGCCGUGGCCACGUCAGCUUCGCCGUCCAGUACGACCCUAGGUCAGCCCCUGUCCUCAUCAUCGAGCUGGCGGUGUCCACGUCAACUCUCGUGAAGGAAAUGUCGUCGGGGUUAGUGAGGAUCGCGUUAGAGUGCUCUAAGGGCUCCACCACGCGCCGACAUGGUAAAUUAUGGAAAGAACCUAUGUGGACUAUGUAUUGUAAUGGGAGAAAAUCAGGGUACGCGCUGUCACGCGAGUGCACGCAGUCGGACUGGCACGUGCUUAGCACCGUAGAGAGCGUAUCGGUCGGGGCCGGAGUGAUCCCCGUGGUGGAGGAUGGCCGGAAAGGUGGUAUGGCGGAGGGGGAGUUGCUGUACAUGAGAGCUAGGUUUGAAAGGGUUGUGGGGACACAACACUCGGAAGCUUAUUACAUGAUGAACCCUGAUGGAAAUGGUGGGCCUGAUCUUAGUAUCUUUUUGCUCAGAGUUUAGAACGAAAUGCUUGUUUCAGUACUGAUGGUUUGGAUGUUAAUUAUUUGUCGAACGUGUAAUUUAUGUAAUCAAUGAAUUCGCAAAACUACUUGUUUUUGUAGCUCCAACUGUAAGAUCGAUCGAAUAUUGUGAGUGAUUCCGAAGCUGCUGUAUUAGAUGUGAAAUUGUGGUUAUUGAGCUAUUUUCUUAUUUUGUAA